Messenger RNA from Penicillium longicatenatum, 1263 nucleotides. Its product is annotated as DMT family transporter. The transcript is spliced from 5 exons. Bases 1 to 1263 code for a protein of 420 amino acids. Gene Ontology annotation, cellular component: membrane. Lineage: Eukaryota; Fungi; Ascomycota; Eurotiomycetes; Eurotiales; Aspergillaceae. The record is from RefSeq and is a predicted model, not a curated record. Gene Ontology annotation, biological process: regulation of peptide transport.
AUGUCUACAGACUUAGAUGCGCAGCCCACAAGGAUAGGGAUGGCGAGACGGACCCUCGGUAUCUGUCUCCUCCUGCUCGUGGUGGUACUAUGGACAACCUCAAAUUUCCUAGGAAGUACUAUUUUCGCGGAUAAAACAUAUCCCAAGCCUUUCUUCGUAACAUACCUCAACACCUCGUUCUUUACAAUGCCUCUAUUCGGCGUUCUGCUCAGUCGGACAAUUGGUCUAUGGCGCGCCAACAAGCUUGGGCAGGUUGACUCGUUUUGGAGUUGGCUACACCAUAUGGAUUCUGCUGAACCUGUUUCAACCGAUGAGUCAAGGGUCUUGCGCCGUGUGUCGAUUGACGACGAGGCUCAUGGUAGUGGUGACUAUGAUGGUGCGCGGUAUUUGCCCAAAGGCGCGAACGAUGAGAAGUUGGGAUUAAAGGCGACUGCGAAGCUAAGCUUCCAGUUCUGUCUGCUUUGGUUCACGGCGAACUAUUUCGCAAUGGCGUGUCUUCAAUACACGACCGUUUCAAGUACCACAAUCUUAACUUCGACAAGUGGUGUCUGGACGCUGAUCUUCGGCGCCUGUCUGCGCGUUGAGAAGUUCACGGUCCGGAAGGCCCUUGGUGUCCUCGCUUCUCUUAUCGGAAUCAUCCUGAUUUCACGGGUGGAUCUCUCAAAGCCAGACACGCCGGCUACCCCCACUGCAGACGAAGGAUCGGGUACAUUUCCUCACAAGACAGCCGCAGAGAUCGCCCUCGGUGACGCCAUGGCAGCCUUCAGCUCAAUCAUGUACGGCGUAUACACGAUCGUAAUGAAGAAGCAAGUGGGUGAUGAGUCGCGCGUGAACAUGCCACUUUUCUUCGGCCUCGUUGGCUUCUUCAAUCUUAUUCUCAUGUGGCCUGGUUUCUUCAUCCUGCACUGGACGGGCGUUGAGUUGUUUUCGUUUCCGGAAACGAAGCGGGUGUGGACUAUCGUUCUGGUCAACUCGGUCGCUUCUUUCAUUUCAGAUGUUGCCUGGGCGUAUGCCAUGCUCCUGACCACGCCCCUUGUGGUUACUGUUGGCCUUAGCUUGACCAUCCCCUUAUCAUUGGUUGGGCAGAUUGUGUUGCAAGGACAGUAUGCAAGUGCGAUUUACUGGGUCGGUGCUGCAAUUGUGUUCCUAUCAUUCGUGGUUGUCAAUCACGAAAGCAAAACCUUGGACGAUGCGACUCCCGCAGAUGAGGGCAGAUCAUCCUCUGGGGAGUAUGAGAGCAUCCCUCACGAGGAUAUUCGGUGA